UCACCAGCUGUCAACCUCACCGCACGUCACUGUUAUCCAUGUCGCAUAUAUUAACCAAUAUAUAACUGACUGAUCCAUCUCUGGCUGCCAUGUUUCAUACAGGACUAAAGAAAUCUUAAAAACUGUGCUGACUUCUCGCUGUUACCAUAGCAACAUCGGGAUAAUUGCACCAACACGCAGCCAUGACUGUCAAACUGCUCAGCAGCCAAUUACAGAAAACUGUUUGACAGGCUUCCUGCUGCGGAUUCCUCAAGUCGCCCCUCAGACCGGGGCUCAAACACCUGCAGGAGUGUUUGGAGCGGACACACGGCUUCCAUCACGUGAGUCGGCGGACCACGCUGCAUCCUCCAGCUGCUUCUAAAGCAGCGAACCUUUUGAUGAAUGUCACGUGAUAGGACUUGCGCCGCUCAGUGCGGAGCUGCUGCUGGUUCUGCAGACACACUCUAGUGCCAGUUGUUAUACAGUGUGUCUGCAAUGCGUCGAAGCCCCCUCCUCUCCUCUUCAUCGCUCCCCUCAUUCACUCCUCCCCCCUCCUUCACUCACUUUUUUCUCUUUGCAUGAAAUCUAGCAAUAUUCUUCUAAAUGCCCACAAUCAGGUCCUGUAUGUGGCGCCUACAGUGCCGGAUCCUAAACGUGUUUUCCUUUAAAGCCCCUGCAUUAUCAUUAAUAUUUUUACCGCAGCAAAAAACGGGAGAGUCGGUGUUGCUGCUGCAGUGUCCAGUACUCCCAGUCAUCUCUGUCAGACUUGGCGCCUGAUCUAGCUUGUUUUUAUAAUCUUUCUACUCCGUUAUUUCCAGCAUGAUUUUAACAAGCUGUCCGUCAGGAUUUCUGCUGCUGAGCCGCGGUUCACAGCCGUCUGAAGCCUCCUCUUCCUGCUGCGGGCUGCUCCGAUCGACGCUGAAAACCUACACCGAGAGGAUACGGAUGUUGCCCAAGACAACAUAGUCUAUUAAUAUUUCAGAAAUACGGUAAAGCGAUAUCAGUAUUAAACUCAAGUUGUGGUGGGUGGCCGCGGAGAACGGUGCGCACGGUGAGGGCAUUCCUUCCAUCUGGAGAUCUCCAACUCAGCGAAGGUGCCGGAUGAAGCGCUCCUGAGAGAAAGAUGUUUAGCUUGGAGAUCAUGGUGGUAGAGAGGGAGGCUCUGCACAGCUGCUGGCCUCAGUAGGAGAUCCUUCACACCAACCCGCCUCCUCCCUUCUUCACAGCGCUUCCCCUUCCUGUCUUUCACCCACCAGGAAAGAUGACUGUGGUGUCCACAGAAAACAUGGACGAGACCUCCACCCUGCCCGGUCACCCACAGGACCCCUACCUGCCCAAUGACGACCACAAUGACCAUGACUGCUGUGAGCGGGUGGUCAUCAACAUCUCGGGGCUGCGCUUCGAGACCCAACUUAAGACCCUUUCCCAGUUCCCGGAUACUCUCCUCGGGAACCCCAAGAAGAGGAUGCGCUACUUUGACCCCCUACGAAACGAGUAUUUCUUUGACCGGAAUCGUCCGAGUUUUGACGCCAUCCUGUAUUAUUACCAAUCUGGGGGGCGACUAAGAAGACCAGUUAAUGUGCCCCUAGAUAUGUUCUCAGAGGAGAUAAAGUUUUAUGAACUCGGCGCUGAGGCUAUGGAGAAAUUUAGGGAGGAUGAGGGGUUUAUUCGGGAGGAGGAGCGACCUUUGCCAGAAAAGGAGUUUCAGCGGCAAAUCUGGCUCCUCUUUGAGCAUCCAGAGAGCUCUGGUCCAGCCCGGGGUAUCGCCAUCAUCUCAGUGAUGGUUAUUCUUAUUUCAAUAGUCAUAUUUUGUUUAGAGACACUGCCAGAUCUGAAGGAGGAUUCCAGCAACCUGAUGCAAAUUGUGGGGAACACCACCGUGUUUUACAAACCAAAUGUUUUCACAGACCCUUUCUUUGUGGUGGAGACGCUCUGCAUCAUCUGGUUUUCCUUUGAGUUGAUAGUUCGGUUUUUUGCUUGUCCCAGCAAGGCGGCAUUCUUUAAAAACAUGAUGAACACUAUUGACAUUGUGGCUAUCGUCCCAUAUUUCAUCACACUUGGCACAGAACUGGCUGACGAUGAAGGCAACGGGGAGGGUAAGGGAGGAGGGGAACAGGCCACGUCUCUGGCUAUUCUCAGGGUAAUCCGUCUGGUCAGGGUGUUCAGGAUCUUUAAACUGUCCCGACACUCCAAGGGGCUCCAGAUUUUGGGACAAACUUUAAAGGCGAGCAUGCGGGAGUUGGGUUUGCUCAUUUUCUUCCUCUUUAUUGGUGUGAUUUUGUUUUCGAGUGCUGUUUACUUUGCUGAGGCAGAGGAGUCGAAGUCAUAUUUCAAAAGCAUCCCAGAAGCUUUCUGGUGGGCUGUGGUAUCGAUGACAACCGUUGGCUAUGGGGACAUGUAUCCUGUGACCAUUGGAGGAAAGAUCGUGGGUUCGCUGUGCGCCAUCGCUGGAGUAUUAACCAUCGCUCUGCCGGUGCCGGUCAUCGUGUCCAACUUCAACUACUUCUACCACAGAGAGACAGAAGGCGAGGAGCAAGCCCAACUGCUCAAUGUCAGCAACCAGAACUUGGAGUCCGACACCAACUCGAGCCGCCGCAGUUCCUCAAUGAUCAGCAAGUCAGAGUACAUGGAGAUAGACGAGGAUAUGAACAACAGCAUUGAUAACUUUAGGGAAGCCAACCUUAGGACUGCCAACUGUACGGCCCCCAGCCAGAACUGUGUGAACAAGGGGAAGCUACUCACGGACGUGUGAGAUGGCGUCCAACACACCACUGCACUUUAUCUGAAACAAACAGGAAGUCUGCCGAACCAUGUGGAGGAUUUUCUGUGUUGCUGCUGCUAUAGUUCGGCUGGAGGCUCCCUGUACGAUGCCAUGCAACACUCCUUUAUAUAAAAGCAUGUGGAGACUCUCUUCUCUCUUACAGUAUAUCGGCAUGCACAAGGUGUUACCUCAUUUUUAUUUUUUACACUUUUUUCUUUGACCCUCAUCUUUUCUUCCUGGACCUUUUUCUCUCAUAUGUUUUCACCAAAAGUGCACAGGCUAUUAUUAUUGUUUCAAAGAAUUUAUGUGUUGAAUGUUAAAGCAUUAAGGGAACAAGAACACCUCUUUUUCAACGAUCUUUCAAAGAUCACAGCAUGUCAAAAUACUAAAGCAUUAUGGCCUAAUUAGCUAAGGUAUAGCUACCUAUAUUCAAUGCAUGACGCCAGUAUUAAAUUGCUUGCAGUUGUGGAGGGACCUUGAGAGCUUGAGGGUGGUGAUGAUGCUCUUAAUUUUUAUAAAGGUAACGACGGGAUGCACACUGGAGCUACUGCUCAAAGGAACAAAACAGCUAAAAAAAAAAUCUGAAGAGACAUAUCUGAUGAUAUCUUUAAAAAAAAAAAAGACAUUUCAGAAAUGACACUGUCCUUUUUAAUUUAUUUAAAGCCUUGAUCUUUGAUGACGGAGUGCAUGGGAUCAUUUUAUGUCAUUUGUGACCCUUCUGUUUUGAAUUUCAAACCGUUUCUAGAAGGAAAGCAGUAACAUUUAACAAAUUUCACAGAUAUAUCUAAAAUUAGUUUCUAGUGCCUUGAACCCCGUCUUAUGAUAGAAUUGAUGAAAGUGCCUCCCUUACUAUGUGCAGCUUAUCUUCUCCUGCCAUAAAGAUGCACUACCCCCUGCACAUCUGGAAAAGAAAAGGGUUAUAGAUUAAGAUGCUUAGAAAAAGCUAUGAAUAUAUUCCUUAUCCUCAGGCCAGAUUUACUGGGCCUACGUAAACUCUCAGUCAGUUGUUGGGUGAUGGCACACGGCUGCAGUGCACAAUUAGCAUGACAGCUAAGUUCAAAUAAGAUAGGAACUAACAGGUUUUGUUAUACAUGCUGGUAUCUGAGUUUGACAUUGCCAUACUUGUUUCAUGCUAAGUUAGAACGCAGGAGGAGCCUGUAAACGGACAUGUACAUCACCCUGUGGCUGCACAAAACACUGCUGCCUUUUGAUACCCAGGACUGAAACCUCUGCUGACAGUUACAUCUGCUCCCUCUAAAAAACAUGGACAAAACCUGCUUUUGAAAUCUGGACAAAGUGAGAAAGAUUACAUGAGGGGUGAUUAAUGACAGUGAAGCAUCCAAAAGUACUGACUCACUCUGAUCUGGCCAGAAGGUGGGGCCCAAAUGUUUGGUUCUUCAUGUAUAAAGAUUUGUAUCGUCUUAAAUGUAAGAUUAUAUUAUGCACUCAAAACUCUUUGCACUAAAGUGUUAAUCCUCUGUGCUACAUGUUUUUAUGGACCCCACAAAUCCAAAUUUCUCCCCAUCUCACUGUUGACACCUGAAACAAUCAGUCUCACGCUAAAGUGUUAAGUUCUCAGAUUAUUGUAUCAUAAACUGAAUCAGUGCUUGGCUGGAAUUUCUGCAUUUUUACAUUGUUGGAUCAGUGUUUUCCAAACCACUGGUUAGUGGAAUAUUUAAAACUAGAAAAUAUCACCUGUCAUGAUCAUUUCUGCCUUCGCAGAAAGAGAUCCGAACAGAGUCUCCAAUUCAGGCCAAACCUUUUGUUUCCCUGGUCAGAUCACUCUCAACACAGCGACAUUUGAGGGGUUGGUUCCUAAUAUUGAUGCUUUGUUUUUUAAUUCUUUGAUUUGCAUUUGCGACCCGGUCCCGGAUAAGCGGAAGAAAAUGGAUGGAUGGAUGGAUGGAUGGAUGGAUGAUUUGCAUUAUAGCAGCUAUGUGACGUUGCAUCGCAGUACUGUUGCAUCAGUUUACACUCAAAACUACUUGUUGCAACUUUGGAGCUGAUCCCUGUAUCUUCUCUUAUAAGGACCUGAAAACCCUCCACAUCUACCUACAAGGUGUUCCCACUUAUUCUGGGUGACCCCCUCUCAGGCCUGUGUGGCUGUGGCACUACUCUGUCACUAUUUUACAGUAAGUGAACUACUUACAGGGCCAUGCCUUGUAGUGCAGUCAGACCAAAAUCUGCUUUGUGACAUACAUUCACAUAAUGUGGCCAAAGGCAGGAGGCGACAAGAAACAGCAUGCAAAUGGUUGCAGACCUGCUGGAGCCAACGUGGCUAACAGGUAAUGAGCAGCCUCUGUCACAGCCACUACAGCCAGGCAGCAUCUCUCCUGCACCUGCAGUUGCAGUUGCCCUUCAAACACUGGGAUUAUAGGUGACUUGUGUCUCACGUUCCUGUGCAAAGAAUGGAAGUGAAUUUGGAGGAGUGCACCUUCACUGGGACACUCGAUGUAACUGAGCCAUAACUGAGUGAGAAUUUCCUGCUGUGACAAGUCUCACUGUCGGCGGUAAAAAGAAAAAGAUGCCUUUGUUACACUGAGUUUGGGCCCAACCUCACCCAAAGAACACAUCUAAUCAAUCAAGAGUUAUUGAUAGCAUCUGCCUGUCGUAGCUCUCCAACAGAACCCCAGAGAUCCCAAAUGGAGUUUUAAUUUAUUAUCGUUCUGAUUUUUUAUUAUUGUUUGACAAGAUGUUGCUAUGAUUGAACACCCUAAUAUAAACAGGGAAUGUAUUAUCAUUAAGCCUCCAAUCAGGAUCUAGUUUAGUGCUGAAAGGUUACAUAUUCUUUUGCGUGCGCUACAUACGUUGUGCACAAAAUCGAUUUUGUUCCAUAUCUUGGGCAAACAACAGCAUUGUUUGGGAACAUAAUCGCUGCAGAUAAAGAACUGAACUAUAACUUAUUGUAAGGGCAGCAGGUGACUGUGCACACUCGAUAAAUGAUCUUGGAAACAAAUGAUAACCUUGUGGGAUAUUACUUUUUAGUUAACAUGAUCAUUUGAGUGUGUGUGCAACACACAUCUUACACGUUUGUACACACAAAAUUACAAUUGGUGUGCAGGGCGUUAGUUGUUUUACAUCGUUUUUAUCUUGUGGCACCAGUGACAUUUUUCUACCAGAUUCUGAUCACCUCUCCUUUGUUAGCAGGAUGAUCUCUUUUAUGUGGAAGAUUAUAAUUUGUGCACACAAUAAAUUAGCCUGAACACAAAUUACAACCUUGUUCACACAAACUCUCCAGAUAAUGAUACAUUUCUUGUUUGUGCAGCAAAAUCUUUUAUGCAAGAAACAUAGGUUAAAGGAGGUGACAGGGGACAGAGGAUGGAGGAGUUCUUUGAUGAAGUGAGGAGCAAAUUAAGAGCUAGUGAGAACAAGGAGGUUCAACCAACCGGCACAUCUGUUGUUUGGUCCGGUUUUGUGCAGACUGAUGACAAAAGUGACAAAAAAAGUCACCGCAGUAAAGUGCAAAUUAUGUUUCAGUUUUUUUUAUAUCACAACAAAUUAGUCAUCACAUGAACUCAUGCCAUAAGUGAGGAGAUCAUUCAGAGAUUUUAUUCUUAAAUAACAAAAUAAUGCAAGUCAGACAAGGAUGCAACUUAAGUCAAGCCUUUUAUUCCCAGAAAUCCUGUUUCCAAGUUAUCCAUUUAAUUAGUAGUUUUUAUUAAACGGAUAAAAACACAUUUUGCCUUUUUAUUGUCUGGCAAGUUACAGCAUGUUUUAUUGUUGCAGGAGCUGGAAACGGAACUUUGUGUUUCUAUUAUAUGAUUUCAUAUUACAUUACAUUGCUGCACUUUUCCAUUGCUCCUGUUUGUUACUUGAUCUAAUUAGCCAUCAGUGUGACCUUUGUGUCUAAUUGUUGGGGUCUCUAAUUUAUGCACGCCGGGUUCAGGUCUGUUUACCGUGGUCUGUAUUGGGUUGGGCCUAAAUUACUGGACCUAUGAAGACCUCUAGUGUGAACAUCUUGUGAGCGUGAGUGUGCACACACACGUAUCAUCAUUGGAGACCCUCUGGACUUUGUAGUUCCAUCUUUAAGCUCCAGAACAAACUAAGCUGCAUGUGUAGUUUCACUACCAUCUGCCUUCAGCUCGCCGCUGUCUGUUCUCUGAGGAGUUCACAGUGCACGUGUGCAGCAGCCGUGUGUCAGCACUCUGGUUGGUCAAAGCCUGUUUCUCAAACUUGAGAAAACCCUUUAACAUUUCAGUCUGAAGAAAACAUGAAUAAAAGCUAUAAACGGUGCUAUGUGUUAAACAUGCAGUCGGUCCUGUGGAACAAAAUUACAAACCUCACAACUUUUGCUACAGUGUCAUUUAAAAGCAGUUUUAUAUUUUCUUGACAGCAGUUUGAAAUGCGUGACUAAAGGCAACAUCAUAGCUGUUGGUAGUUGUCGAGUUUUAAUUUCUGUUUGAACGUUCAGGCCCAAGUUCGAGACUUUCCAAACUGACGGGACCAAACGAAGUUGUCUAGACGUUUCAUAUCAUCAGAACAGACGGAGAAUAUACCAACAUGUUCGCCAGACUGAGGAUCAGAAGUUUUGAAAACUUUUACAGUUUGUUAUUAUUUGUAUCUUUGGGCAUUUUUGGGAGAAUCACUUCUCCUUCCAAAAUAAAAUCCAGUUUUUACAACGACAGUAAAUAGGACUUAGUUUACAAGCGUCCAGCUGCCUGUUUAAUGAGAUCGCUUCAAAUCAGAUCGCAUAAUUAAUCAAUACUGAGCUGCAAAUUGACAACAUCUGUGAAAUCUCACUGUUUUCAUAAGAAAAAACUUGUUUUAAUUAUAAAUAUUCUUUGGCUCCUUACAUUUGCCAUCAAUGCAGAGUUUAUCAACCUGGAGAGGAGAUUUUCAGUUCAUUGAUAACUCUUAUUUAAAGAAAGUUGUAUUGAUUGAUUAAUUCAAAUUUAUGGGGUAAAAAGGCUUUGAACGUUGAGUAUAGCGAUCUCUUUCUGUAGGUCGAUCAGUAACACAACCCUUUUCACUCCAUCAGUUGUUAACAAAACCUACUGAUUAGUGCUGCUUUUAAAUCCACCAAUGUUUUCAGUGUUUUCUAUAUAAUCAAUCUGGAGCUGCCUCCAUGUCCUAAAGUUCAUGUUACAAAACAAGCAAUUAGUCUAUUGAUUUGUUGAUCAAGAGAAAAUUAAUCCUUCUUCAUUUUGAAAAUCUGCCAUCAAUAAAGGCACUAAUUAGGUAAAUACACCCCAAAUUUAACCAAUCAAUUUUCUUUUAAUAAAUCAAAACAUUCUGAUUUUGUGUGAAAAAUAAGCAACUUCAAGACAUUAAUAAGACUCUUGAGAAAUUUGUGACAGGCAUUAUUUGUGUAUUUUGAAAGAUAAGAAUUUAUAGAAAAAAGGAGCAAUGCGCACUGCAUGCUCCAAACAUGAGGUGGUUUUUAAAGCCCUUUAAGCUCCAAAAUGAAAUGAAAACCAAACUUAAAAAAGAAAGAAAGAAAAUUACUAACCAGCUUUAGACAGAACCACUUGAUUUAGGACUUAAAAUAGAAAAACUGAAGUUAAAAAUUCAUUCUUGACUGCAGAAAUUGUAGUUUAGGAAUUAAAAUGUUAACUCAAAGUUCACUUACUAGCUUCAUCUGGAACUUUCAGUGGUGGGAGCAAACUCCGUUCACUGAUGAAAGCUGUGCAAAAUGAUUAAAUCCUCUGUAAUAGCUAGUAUAACAUUUUCUUAACUACAAUUCCCAGGGUCAACAAACAACCGUCAGCCUUAUUAAUUCAGAUGUGGGGUCCCAGAUUUGGAAUAUUAAUAAAUAUAUUCAUAACUGAUUAGUGUAUUCAUCAUGCUUUUGAUUACAAAGUUACAAAUUAUUUUUAUAUAUAACUUAUAUGAAGGGCUUUAAACUAAGAUCAAAUGACAUAAAAACAUAUACUAAAUCAGAAAACAAAUGUUCAGUUAAUCUUCUGACCUUUAGAGUCUGAUUUCUUGAAGCUGCUUUUUAAAAAUACCAAACAAGUUUUAAGAAAAAAGAUUAAGUGGAAAUGUAAGUAUUUGUAAAGUAUCAAGAUAAACCUGAGCUAAAAGUGAACAGGUUGAGAAACUCUGCAUUAGUUAAGUCUGUGAUUGAAGAAGUGAUGAUGAUGAUGAGGAGGAUGCACUGAGGAGCUGUAGGUCUGAAAAAGGAAGUCCUAAAAAUGUUCUGGUGAUUAAUGCUGAACUUUUGCUGAGAAAGUGCAUGAGCGACUGGAGACUGAACUGCAUGAUCAUAACGUUAAAGUACACGAAUGCCGGUAAUAUAUUUUCCUCAUACAAACAACAAUAAUAAUACUGCAUUGUUUAUCUUUACAGAAGAUCCUUAUUAUUUAUGUUCAGCUGGUUGUUUUGGCUCCAACGAGGCCCAGUUUGACACUCGUCGCUCCGCUCUCGUCCUGACUUACAGCCACUGCAGGAGACAUAAUUAGGAACACAUGAUUAUGGAGCUGUUCACGUUGUGUCAUUUUUUUGUAUUUGCUGCAGUUUGUCAUUUCUUGGUGAGGCAUAGUCUGUAACCUAUGCAAGGUUAGUCGAUGUUUACUGUAUGUCCAUCCAUUCUGAUUUCAUCAUAGUUUCAAUAAAUUUUGAAAAGGAUGAC
Monopterus albus (swamp eel) is the source of this 9311-nucleotide messenger RNA. It is a transcript of the gene kcna1b, whose product is annotated as potassium voltage-gated channel, shaker-related subfamily, member 1b. Gene Ontology annotation, molecular function: delayed rectifier potassium channel activity; protein binding. Lineage: Eukaryota; Metazoa; Chordata; Actinopteri; Synbranchiformes; Synbranchidae. The record is from RefSeq and is a predicted model, not a curated record. Gene Ontology annotation, biological process: protein homooligomerization; potassium ion transmembrane transport; action potential. The transcript has 3 exons. Gene Ontology annotation, cellular component: membrane; neuronal cell body; dendrite. The coding region runs from base 1241 to 2731 and encodes 496 amino acids.